ACCGAUUGUAGAUUUCGCGCUAGGAGCAGAGACCAGCCUUUUCCUUGAUGCUGAAGGGGAUUUCACACUCUCACAAGAAGGCACUGGUUGAGAACGGAAAUAGCUGGGAAUUAAGGCUAUAAAGCAACAUUUUUGGCUUGCGAUGAGUUGAUGAAGGAAGGGCUUGGCUGGGGGCGCCGGAAGUUCACCGGAAUGGGCACCGCAGCAGCGCUGGCGAGGUUUUUUGUUUUGCUCAUUCAACUGUUCCGCCAGUCUGCCUACCCGCGCUCUCCAGGAACAUGGCGCGACGCGUAUGGUACCAUGCGUUACAUGGCGCUGUUUUUGCCGUCGAUUUUGACGUCAACGAGCUUCAUGGCAGCGCUAGCGGAGGUGGAGCUAGGUUCAGCGCUGCGAAUCAGCAUCCACCACAUGACCGUCGCCACGCCAUGCUUCGCGCAACUCUUGCUUGCAGUACUGCAGCCUGGAACCUCGCGGGGCCCUGAAUGGUGGCUGGUUCCUUUCGCAUCCGCCUUGCUGGCGGUAACGAACCAGGAUCCGACCCACAUCACCGCCAUCCAUGCCUCUGUGCUCUACACCCUCAGCCUAGCAACCACCGCCAUCGACUUUGCACAGCAGGCAGGGCAAGCUCCGGUCGUGCCGGGCUCAAGCGCCCUGCCGGGGAACCUAGUUGCGCAGCUCAUUCACCGGGCGCUGCUGCUGGCCCUCAUGCACGCGCUGCUGGCGGUGUCCGGACCCGCAGCAGACGCCUUGAGGCGGCUACCGGUAUGGCCUAACAGGAAACUGCGUGGUGAGGAGUCGCAGGAGGGGGGAAUCGAGCUGGCGAAACACGAACACGAUGAGCACGAGCAGCAGCACCAGCAGCAGGAGGAGCAGGGCCAACAUUCUAAGGACCAGCAGCAGGAGCGGUUGUGGCAACUGAGCUUGGGCUGGCCGGGACGCGGAUGGGCAGAGCGCUGGCAGGUGGUUGCAAUCCGUCUCCUAGAUGCGGGUCUGCUUGUUGGGUGCUUUUUCACAGCACCCGACUGUGGUUCCAGCGGGACAGGAAUGAUGGGGGUGGGCGCAGCAGCAGCAGCAGCGCCGGGGUUGCCGGUUCAGGCGGUUGAGGCCAGGGUGGUGCUGUCGGCUCUGCGUUGCCUGGGCGCCCUGCUGGUCAUGUCCUGGGGCGCGACGGCGAUGGUAUUGAACGCCAUCUGGGUCUUGUGGCCUCGGAGCGCGCGGCCGGACUACGCAUGCUUGGUGAACAGCAUGGCAAGCUGGAUCAGCUUCCUCACGCGAAUCUCUCUCACCGUCCUGCUGCCGGGCAGUGGGGCACCUGCAGCGCCUGCGCCAUGCAGCAACAGCAGCAGUGCCGUCGUCGUUGGCGUCGGCGGCAGCGGCAACGAGAGCUAUGUAAGGAGCUCGGCGGUAGUGGCAGCGGCCACGCUUCUGACCCUGAACCUCAUGGCUAGCAGUCUACCCCCUGGAUGGCUUGGCUCCCAGCUAGCAAUUGCCGCCGGUGCUGCGUUCUGUAUGCACUUGCUGUUAGAGUCAUCAUCGUCGUCAGUAGCGGCGGUGACUAUGUUCUACGGAAGCUUGUGGCUCGUAGCUGUUGCGCUGUCGCGUCUCCUGACGCGCUCCGUGAACCGUCAGGAGGGCUCAAGGGCGACGCGGACGCCACCAGUGACCCAUGGGUCUCACGUGCCACAAACGGCACCUGAGGCAGCUGCUUCAGCUGCUGCUGCUGCUGGUGCUGCUGCUGCCGCCGCCGCGGUAGCAGCUGUGGCUGCCUCGCUGUCCUCUAUGGACGAGUCCGAAGCCCAGGCGGUGUUCGGCCCUGAUGCCUCCGCCAGCUGCGUGCAUCGCUUGCCGCCGCUGGUGCUGGCGCAGGCCCUUGCAAGGAGCUCUCUCCGUCGGCGAGAGGUGUCAGGCCGUGAGGAGGGCUUCGGAGCUGCAUCCUCGGCCUUGUUCUGCAGCGGAAGUGAGCUGGCGGCUGCCGGCUCGGCGGGUUCUCGCACUUUGUCGCGGCUAGGCAGUACGGCGGCGGGUAUUGUUGGCAUUGCUAGCAUGUUGUCAUCCGACGUAAGCGACCCGCGCGGUGAUGCGCACAUUGGCGCUGCGAACGUCAUCAACAGCAGCGAUGUGUCGCCGCAUGUGGUUGCGGAGUCAUGUGGCGUGGUCGGCGCACCCGUCCUGUCGCUGGCGCCGGGGCGUUCGCUGCUGCGGCGGUCUUCAAUCGACACAGCCUUUCGACAACCCGUACCUCACGAACGCCGUGCUUCGCUGGACGUUCGACUCGAUCCGUCUCGCCUACGCCCAAGCUUUCGAUCCGUACAUCGGGCGGACGCGGCCGUCGCGGAGCUUGUCUCGGCUCCGACUUUAUCUCCACGGCUGGCUGGCGGAGGGAGCAGCGCUGCUGGAAGCGGUGAUGGCACCAGUACCAUUGGAAGUCCCUUCCUGCCGCCGCCGCCGCCGCCACUGACGGCGACGGCGACGGCGGCGUCACGUCUGCCGCCGUUAGCUGGCGGCGCGACGCGUACGGCACCGUACGACAGGACAAGCGGCAUCGUAACGCCGCGAGAGUUACAACCGUCAAUGCGUCGAGCGGCGUCUGAAGCCGCUGGUGGUCUGACGGCUGCCGGCGUAUUGCUUUCAGGCGGAUCGAUAUCAGCAACGACACCCGUCGCCGGAAGUGUUGCAGGCAUCUCCGUCCGAGGCUCAGUUGCGGCUGCGGCUGCGGCACCCCAUCAUGCUGCGCAGCGCACGGCGUCCGUACCACCCCCAGCGCUCACGGCUCGGAAGCCCAUCCCGCCGACAGAGCCGGCGGUGCAGCCGCCGCAGUCGUCGUCCAUGGUUCCAGACGCAACUGCCGUCGUCACCUCCGCCUCCGCCACCCCCGCCGCCGGAACCACGACGACGACGGCAACCAGUAUCAACGCGCCCGGCAACGUCAACGACGCCACGUCGGUGCUGUCGUCAACCCUCCUCGACGCAGAUACGUACGACAGAUUGCUAUCCUCCGUUUCGUCGCCCUUUGUCAUCGGGGCCAACCCGGGAGCUCGUGGGGGCGCCUCCGCCGCCAACACAGGCUCUCUGCCGCCGCCGUUGAGUACGGCAGCCUCCAUGACGGUUGCGCGGCGAUCUGUGCACGGGCUCCAACUGAAUUCCUCGGGGCUGUCAGAGUCGUCGUACUCGCCGUACAACACGGAAACGGUUGGCGCUACCGUUGCGACGGCGGCGGCGACGGUGGCGGCGGGAAUGGCGCCGCCGUCGUGCAAUGGCGGUGGCGGAGCUGGCGCAAGCCGACUGGGCGCCGCGGUUAACGCCGCGGCAGCGGCGGUAGCGGCGGCUCCGUCACUGUUGAGUGGCGGCGUGACUGCCGUACCGUUGGCUUCUCAACCCGUUACGGCAUUGACGGGGCCGGCGGCGGCGCCUGUCGUACGAGUCACGCCCCACGAUCAGGGCGGGGAGGCGGCGGCGGGGUUCAGCCUGAGCGCUGGAUUAAAGGAGAUCAUGCUGCAGGCGUCAGGCGGCAGUGGCGCCGCCGGACGUCGCGUCGUUGAGAUGCGCGACGGGGCGGUUGCGUCACUGGAGCGCCUCCCCAAUGAACGCCAAUCUGAGAACUUGCGGCAAGUGAUUGUAUUGGCUGACGGACGACAGGUCUUCCGUUCCGAGGCCCUCGCUGCCGUCGCCAGCUCAUCUCCACCCAACGAUCUGAUCGCCGCCUCCGCCCAACGAGACACACAUGAAACAGUGACAGCCCAAUCAGAGCGACUGCCCGUGCACAGCAGCAGCCUCCCACAGCAUGUCAGCACAGUGUCGCGACUCCCGGCCUCUCCAUCCGCUUCGCCAUUGCGACCGCGGCACAGACUCUUGCAACAGCCUCCUCACUCACCCCGCCCGUACGAUCUAAGACCCCACCAGCAGCAGCAGCAGCCACUGACCCGCGGGUCAUUGCUGGAAGCGACGUCCGCGGCGCGUGUUUACGCCGCAGGGGAGGUGUCUCUAGGCCCUCAAACAGCCAAUGCGACAGGGCUGGAAAGGCGAUCAAGGCAGGAUGCGAGCCCUUUCUCUGGACCCGCCGCCGCAGCUGCCGUUGCCGCUUCUUUUGGGACCACCCCCAACGCGUCUCGUGCUUUCGGUGGCACUGCAAGACGCGGUCCACACCAGCAGCGGCGGGCUUCCCUAGAUGCGCCCUCUCUGUCAGUCCGCUAUCCCUCUAGAGGAGCGGCGUCUGCCGCAGACGUUGCAUGCGGCAAUGCAGGCAGUUGGACCGGGGAUAGUUGGCGGUCGCCGAGCAACCUGCAUGCAGCCAUGCCGUACAGUGACAGCGAUGCGGUUGGUUUCGGAGCUGGCAGCCCGCAAAGCUCAAUGCCCAGUCCCGUUUCUGCAUCUCGAGGGCGGGGUACCGCCCCUGGGGGCUCUACCUGGCCCUACUCGAGUACGUCCUAUUCAGGUGGGGCUUACAGCAGCGCCAUCAGCAAUGGUGGCUUCACCGUCGUUUCGGGUACCAGCAGCGCCACCUAUGCCACCGCCGAUACCGGCGGCCUUUCCGUUGCAGCAGCUGGCGUGGGCGUCGGUGCCGUUGCGGGCAGUGCCGGCGGCGGCGGUGGUGGCAACAUGACCAAUCGUGGUGGUGGCAACGUGUUAGCUCCGUACAAUCCGCGGGGCUCGCUGGAUCUUGGGCGGCAUCUGCACGACACGGGCCUUAUUCGGAUCGGCGAAGAUGAGACACUUGGCGGGGUCUGCGGCGAAUCCGGGUCGCACCAUGCACACAGCUCUUGUACGGAUACAGCAGGUACGGGACCCAGCUCAGCAUCCAGUGGUGCGGGUCUUGUCGUACGGCAGUCGUCCGCUCGCGGCAGCGACGGUGGCGGCGGCGCCGUCAGCAGCAUCGGUGGAGGCGGUGUCGUACGAAGUGGCAGUUUGACGCAACGACGCGGCCUGCCGCCGCCAGCGGUCCUUCCCAGCGGAGGGCGUCGGGCCUGGCCGCCGCUGCCGUACCCGACGUCGGCGACGUCGACGACUCUUGAACGGGGGCCGCCAGGCAUGUACGACACAGGCCCUUCGCCGUCGACGGCCGUUGCUACCGUUUCUGUGCUGGGAGGUACGCGCCAUGCAUUAGGGUUGGCACCGGUUGGUGGCGAGCAUAACCUGGAUGGUACGGCACGUUUCGGCAGCGGCGGAUACGCUGAAAACGGCGUCGCUGGCUGCGAUGCCCAAGACGAGGCGAAGCGGCCGCAUGCAGUCCGUGCACUCCAGCCCAACCGCAGCCCGAACCGGAAAGUCCAGAACUUGUUUCUAGGGCCCCAGCCGCUGCCUCCGCACCUGGAAACCGCACCCGGUAGCGGAUCCGGCUCCUCCGGGUCCGCUGGCGGCGGCGCCGCGACGAGCGUCGUACGAUUCGUCGCUGGCGGCGGCAACGGAAGGCGGAGCAGCUCCGUAGAUGCGCCACGCAACAGCGCGGGGCGCAUCCUCUUCGGAUCUAACGGCGGACCCGUGGGUCCGGAGAGCCUUCCCGUUUCGGACUUCACCCUUCAAGGGCUGCUCAACUCCCACACAGGCGUCUCGUCUAGCGGCGGCACAUUGCCGCCGACAGGCGGCAGCGGUGGAACCGCGGCAAGCGCUAGCGCCAGCGCCGCCGGCGGCACCGGUGGCGGCGGCGUCAUGGGUGUCGUACUUAUGGGCGGUAUCCAGGGCUCAUCGCGGCAAAUUGCUAGCGGCGGAAGUGGCCGCAGCUCCAAUAGCAAUCCCUCGCUGAUGUCUCUCACCGACGUCACGCUGGGGCACAUGUUGCCGCUUCCCUCGGCAGCUGCCGUCGCCAGCGGCAACGGCAACUUGAGCAACGCGGGUGCACUGCUCACGCGCGGGGGAACCACGGUAAGCUCCCAUAGCAGUAAUCCCGGCGGCGCGGCGGCGGUGCUGCAAGCCCGUAGCACGGCUGGUACGACGAGCCAUACUCGUAAGGGCGGCAGCGGCGGGGACACGACAUCCGGCUCUGUUGCGACUGCUGGUGGUGGUGGUGGUGGUGGUGGUACCACGGCGGCGACGUCAAUGGUUAGCAGCGGACAGCGCAUUGAGGGGGCUCAAACGCUGGCGUUGAUGACGGGUUCUGGUACGGCGUCGCGUGGGGGGUUGGCGACAGCAGCAGUCGGUAUGUUGGCUUUGCAUGGGGACAUGUGCAGCUCUGGCGGGGGUGGUGCGAGCACCAGUGCAAAUGGACACCACAUCGCGUGCGGCGCCGGAAGCAGCAGCCGGCUGCGUUUCAUGAGCGCUGGCAGCGGCGCCGGCGGCGGCGGAGGUCAAAGUGGGAGUGGUGCGCUUUCUGCAAGGAGCGGUCUACGGCCCUCCCUGCCUGAGGUUCUGGCCACAACGGCUGCGGUUGCAGCCGCUGCCGGGGGUGGUUCGGCUCCGCUGCCGGAAGCCAACAGUUUCAGCCUGGCCAAGCAAGCUAGCCUGCUGCACUUCCAGCAGUUGCAGCCGGUGACCCAUGGGUCGGCGACGGCGCAACAUGACGCACACUCGACGUCGGCGACUGGGCAGCGACAACAACGGUCAACGGCAACGUCUCGCAGCAGUUGGUUUGGUAGCCUUAUGCGUCGGGGAUCAACUGCCGGAACCCAUUACAGUAUCGGCGUUGGCAUGGGCAUUGCUGAUAGUCGUCGGAUUAGCUGCGAUGCGCCUGCGCCUGCACCAUUGUACGGCAUCAAUGGCAGUACGACAAGUAGUGUUGGCGGCGGCGUCGGCAGCAGCAACAUGCAUGUUUCCGAGGAGGCUCACACGCAGCAGCUCUCCCGUCACCUCGUGGACGACACUGCGCGACUGUCUCCCAUGCUGGGUAUGAUGCAUGGACUGCGACGGCGGCUUAAGAGGGGUAUCAAGAGCCUAAGCGGCAAGGGAGGCGGUGAGGGGGCAUCGAGGUUGAGUAGCUCGGGUGAAAGGCUCGACCCCAGCAAGUGAGCUGCGUGUGGGACGGCGCUGGGGAGCGGGGGUGUUGGGCCCCGUCUGUUGCAGCUACAGGUAUGCAUGUCUUGGGGUUGCUGCUGCAAGGAGGUGUUGUAAACAAAUGUGUGAGCGGCGUUUGUGUACAUUGCACUUGGCCCCGUAUUGGGGUCUGCGACCGGUGUAAUGCCUUUGGAAAACUCAAGUCGGGAGGAUGAAGGUCCGGCGCAAAGACGGCCGGGCUAGGAUGCAAUGCGUAGCGUACGGCUGCAGCGCUUAUCUGGGAUAAAAGUAACGGGCACAUGGCCACCAUUGUAUGCGUCAUUACCUGCGCAACCGCGUCACAUGUUGCUUUUUUUAUUAAUUUACAAGCCCCUACGUGGGUGACGGUGUCCCAUGGCGACGCUGUUGUAGGAGAUAGUACGGCUGUGUUAGUCUGGAACGGUUGAUGGGUGCCACGCACAUUGCGCCGCAAGCCCCGUUCGUGGCAGCAAUUCCUGUAGUUGCUCGGGUGCAUGAGGCAGGGGACAAACAGCUGGAAAUAGAAACAUCCUAAAUGUGAAAUCUGAGGUCUGAGGCUGUGGUCAUAGUGGUUAAUCAGACGCAUGUGAAAAUUAGAGAGGGACGGUAGUUGUUUGGGAUUAUCCUGCAGUUGUUACCGUUUCUACGAUGUAUCCUGAAGCAUCUGAAGUACGAGAGGUCCCAGUUUCCAAGGAACCUAAUCUGUUCGGAGAAUUGAGGAGUUUUGGCACAUGUUCCCUCCUUGUUGCGUGCUCCCUUGGCUGUGUAGGUGCAGCCCACUGUUGUGUUGUACAGGCUAUGACGCCUAGCCGUACACAUUUACCGCCUCCCUUGUUGGGGUUUAACAAUGCAACAAUGUUAUGUCGGCAUUCUAACGUGUGCCUGACGGCUGAAAUAACCUGAACCUGAAGUAAUUCAGUCGUGCUCUACGUGGUAAAGUCUGCCAUACAUUUUGAAUAGGCUCAGUCUUGUGGUGUCAUCUUUUUUACCGUUGCUAGUUUUGUGGGUAUGCUGCGGGUGUCGUAUUCAUUGAUGAAAUUCAACCUUGAACGUCGCAAAUCGACUGUCAGUACGGGACGCAGCUUCGGAUUAGGGAUGCGGGGUAUACAAACAGGGUAUUGAUUACAAUUGCCAGGGACGCUCUUAUAGGCUUGUUUUUCUUUCAAAGUUGUCAAUAAAGUAAACUCAUGGGUGUAAAUGCCUUCUAUGAUUGCAGUUAUGGCUUUUCCGUCCACAAUAUGCAUGUUGGUUGCUGCUGCAGCUCUCCUGCUGCCGCCUUGCUUGCAGUACGGCGUACGAUGUGGGCGCUGGCGGUGCUGCCAUUCCCGAAUUUCCAUUGAUGACGGCCGCGACGGUCAUGCGGGAUGUAGAAGCUGCAUGCUUGUUAGGCUUAAGCGGCACGCGGGUCUUGCUGUGGGGAGUGUGUUUGUGGGUUGGGAGGGCGUGUGCGUGGGGGGAAGGGGGCAACCAUGUGUCGCGCGCCAGUGUGUCCGGUG
This is a messenger RNA of Astrephomene gubernaculifera, 8435 nucleotides long. Lineage: Eukaryota; Viridiplantae; Chlorophyta; Chlorophyceae; Chlamydomonadales; Astrephomenaceae. The record is from the annotation of a GenBank genome assembly.